CCCGCCCCUUUCCCCCGCCCGUGCGGCCAUGGCCAUUCCCGGCAUCCCCUAUGAGCGACGGCUUCUCAUCAUGGCGGACCCUAGAGAUAAGGCGCUUCAGGACUACCGCAAGAAGCUGCUGGAACACAAGGAAAUCGAUGGCCGUCUCAAGGAGUUAAGGGAACAGUUAAAAGAACUUACCAAGCAGUAUGAAAAGUCUGAAAAUGAUCUGAAGGCCCUACAAAGUGUCGGGCAGAUUGUAGGUGAAGUGCUUAAGCAGUUAACUGAAGAAAAAUUCAUUGUUAAAGCUACAAAUGGACCAAGAUAUGUUGUGGGUUGUCGUCGACAGCUUGACAAAAGUAAGCUGAAGCCAGGAACAAGAGUUGCUUUGGAUAUGACUACAUUAACUAUCAUGAGAUAUUUGCCAAGAGAGGUGGAUCCAUUGGUUUACAACAUGUCUCAUGAAGAUCCUGGAAAUGUUUCUUAUUCUGAGAUUGGAGGGCUCUCAGAACAGAUUCGGGAAUUAAGAGAGGUUAUAGAAUUACCUCUUACAAACCCAGAAUUAUUCCAGCGUGUAGGCAUAAUACCUCCAAAAGGCUGUUUGUUAUAUGGACCACCAGGCACAGGAAAAACACUCUUGGCACGAGCUGUUGCCAGCCAGUUGGACUGCAAUUUCCUAAAGGUUGUAUCUAGUUCUAUUGUAGACAAGUACAUUGGUGAAAGUGCUCGUUUGAUUAGAGAAAUGUUCAAUUAUGCCAGAGACCAUCAGCCAUGCAUCAUUUUUAUGGAUGAAAUUGAUGCUAUUGGUGGUCGUCGGUUUUCUGAGGGUACUUCAGCUGACAGAGAGAUUCAGAGAACUUUAAUGGAGUUACUGAAUCAAAUGGAUGGAUUUGAUACUCUGCAUAGAGUUAAAAUGAUCAUGGCUACAAACAGACCAGAUACACUGGAUCCUGCUUUGCUGCGUCCAGGACGAUUAGAUAGAAAAAUACAUAUUGAUUUACCAAACGAACAAGCAAGAUUAGAUAUAUUGAAAAUCCAUGCAGGUCCUAUUACAAAGCAUGGUGAAAUAGAUUAUGAAGCAAUUGUGAAGCUUUCAGAUGGCUUUAAUGGAGCAGACCUGAGAAAUGUUUGUACUGAAGCAGGGAUGUUUGCGAUUCGUGCUGAUCAUGAUUUUGUAGUUCAGGAAGACUUCAUGAAAGCAGUCAGAAAAGUGGCUGAUUCUAAGAAGCUGGAGUCUAAAUUGGACUACAAGCCUGUAUAAUUUUCUGUAAGGUUUUUGAUGGCUGCAUGACAGACUGGCUUAUUGUAAAAAUAAAGUUAAGGAAAAUAAUGUAUGUAUUGGCAAUGAUCUUAUUAAAGUCUGUGAAUAAAAAUAUGUAUAACAAAAGUUAGUAUGUAAUUCAGUAUUUCAACUUUUAAAAUAGGGACAGGAGAAAUUUAUGCUGUUAAUGUUGCAUUUGUUGCAACAGAAGUUACAAAAGGAUGUGUAUUGAAGCUUUUCAUAUUUGCUGUGUGAGCAUUUUAUAGAACAUUCAGAGUGUUUGAAAUAGUCAUACAAGAGAACAUUUCUUAAGUCUUAUUUUAUAUCAUUUGUUUUCUUCAUCCUAAAAGUUGAAUAAAAUCUGUUUAAUUUA
This is a messenger RNA of Perognathus longimembris pacificus (Pacific pocket mouse), 1613 nucleotides long. It is a transcript of the gene Psmc6, whose product is annotated as proteasome 26S subunit, ATPase 6. Lineage: Eukaryota; Metazoa; Chordata; Mammalia; Rodentia; Heteromyidae. The transcript is spliced from 14 exons. Bases 29 to 1240 code for a protein of 403 amino acids. Gene Ontology annotation, biological process: positive regulation of RNA polymerase II transcription preinitiation complex assembly. Gene Ontology annotation, molecular function: proteasome-activating activity; ATP binding; ATP hydrolysis activity. The record is from RefSeq and is a predicted model, not a curated record. Gene Ontology annotation, cellular component: proteasome regulatory particle, base subcomplex; cytosolic proteasome complex.